Messenger RNA from Lasiosphaeria miniovina, 961 nucleotides. RefSeq lists its product as uncharacterized. Lineage: Eukaryota; Fungi; Ascomycota; Sordariomycetes; Sordariales; Lasiosphaeriaceae. The transcript has a single exon. The record is from RefSeq and is a predicted model, not a curated record. Bases 271 to 921 code for a protein of 216 amino acids.
CCCUUCCCCUUCUGGAUCAAACGACGUCGGUUACUGAGGUGGAGAUAAGACUUGGAGUCGCCCUGCCGGACUACUUCUAGUAAUCGAUUUCGUCGAACGUGCCUUCCGUCGUGUCUCAACCUAGCGCUUUCUAGUUUUUCCUCACUGGUUCGCGUGCCAAAUGCACCCGUAGACUCGUAUAGCCUGUCAAGUCCGUUCGAUUAUUUCAUUCAGAGUUUAUGGUCGUUUGCCCACCUCGAGGCAAGUCGACGACGUUCAUCCCGAAGACAAAUGUUCAAGUCACGUGAGCCCAGUGUCGCAGUUGCUGCAAAUGUUGAGUCACCCACUUGGCCCGAGCUUUCGGUGAGCUUUGCCCGAGGGAAAGGUGAGCUCUUCCCAAAGCGGCCUACCAUUACUGACUUAAUUACUCAGGAAAGAAAAAAAUAUCCGCGUGGUGGCAAUCCAAUCUCAUUUCUCGCUGCGCACCACUCGUCGAGUCGACGCCGACAUCAGCCACCGCCGACCGAUACCAGACCCAACGCCGAUAUGGAGCACUUACGCAAUGCCAAUGACACCCGACGCAGGCGAUAUUGCAUUUUCAUUUUCGCUCUAUCCACUCUGGGAUACUGCUCUCUAGUCUCUAUCGCGUAUGUCGGGGUCUGCAUUUGGGGUUUCGAACCCCUUUUCGCCAGAAUCAGAGAAAUCAGCAAAUUCAGGACCGUGAAAUUUGAUGCUUGGGCGACGUGCGAGCGUCGGUGCACUUAUUGCACUUAUCGGCACCGAUGGCGGGCCUGCCAAGCUCCAGUGUUGUCGGCUGCUGGGGGGUUCGGGGCCGCAAGUGCCAACCCAAGCCACUUAUGUCCGUCAUUAGCGGUCAAUCGCCGCUAUUGCUGCCAUCGUCAAGCCCCCGGGUCCGGGCGUCACACCCACGUGGAAAACUAGAGGCGAUCACCGGUCUCUUCGGCCUUGGUACCUAACAGGA